Messenger RNA from Polypterus senegalus (gray bichir), 2422 nucleotides. RefSeq names its product alpha-2,8-sialyltransferase 8F-like. NCBI's taxonomy places the organism in Eukaryota, Metazoa, Chordata, Cladistia, Polypteriformes, Polypteridae. The transcript is spliced from 10 exons. Gene Ontology annotation, molecular function: alpha-N-acetylneuraminate alpha-2,8-sialyltransferase activity. The record is from RefSeq and is a predicted model, not a curated record. Gene Ontology annotation, biological process: N-glycan processing; oligosaccharide metabolic process. The coding region runs from base 448 to 1509 and encodes 353 amino acids.
GCCUGCUGCACCGAUGAGACACACAAUCUAUAAUAAAACACACAUCUUAACAGCAGAGGAAGAAGCAACCCCAAGAAAUGAGUCUCUAUCUUCCAAAGCUCUUCUCCAUUUUUCCAACUUUCUCUCAACGUCCUUUUUUCUGGUGCUAAAAACACAAUAUCAUCAGCAUAAAGCCUGCACUAGGGGAACUGGUCUUCUAUUCCAUGACUUGACACAUCCAUAACCAGAUUAAAGAGGUCUCCAUCUUUUAAAGCUCUUCUCCAUUUUUCCAACUUCCUCUCAACGUCCUCUUUUCUGGUGCUAAAAACGCACUAUCAUCAGCAUAAAGCCUGCACUAUGGGAACUGGUCUUCUAUUCCAUGACUUGACACAUCCAUAACCAGAUUAAAGAGGUUACUUGCUGUUGUCAGAUAAGCAGUGUUCAGGAAGGAGUCAAACGGCCGCAGACAUGAAGUGCCGGAGAAAGUGGAUGUUUCUCCAAGUCACGCUUAUGUCAGUCUUCGUACUCUGCUUAACCACUGUGUUCUUGAAGAUGAAACAUUUUACAGGGAGUUUUCCAGAAAUGAUGGAACCAGACAAUCAGCAGGACCUGCAUAGGACAAUUCAGAUACGAAAAAUUGAGAAGCGAAUAAAUAUGACUCAGGUCAUCAAAACCAUACAAGAUAUGCAAAACCAUCCUUGGGAGUUCAACAUCACCAAGUUAAAAGUGCACAGCUCAGAGCUCAGACAAAAAUGCAAUGCCACCCAAGAGAUGAUCCUCAGCCAAAAGAACACCAGAAAAGGGCAAAACAUCACUUAUGAAGUGGAAAGGAAAUCAGUAAAGUCUGUUGAUGACAGCCUGUUCCAAAUGCUUCCUAAGACAUUCCCAUGGAGCAGUUACUUGGGUCAUUGUGCAGUUGUUGGAAAUGGCGGUAUUUUGAAGGAAAGCAGGUGUGGGCAACAAAUCGACAAAGCAGACUUUGUCUUCAGGAUGAAUAUGCCACCUAUGACGAACACAACAGACGUGGGGAGGAAGACAAGCAUGUUGACUUUGAACCCCUCAAUUAUGAAAAAGUUUGCCAGUCUGGAUUAUGCCCGCAGGCCAUUUGCUGAACAAAUGAAGCAGUAUUCUGGCGCCUCUGUUCUAAUGCCAGCGUUCAGUUACACUGAGUGCACCGUCCCCUCCUUCAAAGUCUAUUACACUCUUCAGGAGUUUAACUUUCAGAAGGUUUUCUUCCUGCAUCCCGACUAUCUACUGCGUCUUUCAAACUACUGGAAACAGAAGAGGCUGAAGUUCAUUCGGCUGUCAUCAGGGAUGAUGUUGGUUAGUGCAGCACUAGAACUCUGUGAAAGCAUCACACUUUAUGGCUUCUGGCCAUACUCGUUUGGUCUUUCUGAACAGCCUCUCUCUCAUCACUACUAUGAUGACGUCCAGCCAAAACAUAAUGUGCAUGACAUGCCUUCUGAGUUCUGGACAUAUGCGCGGAUGCACCUGGAAGGCGUGCUGAAAUUGCAUCUAGGAAACUGCUGAAUGUACAAAAGAGACAAUGACAACAAACCUGGAUUAAGACUUUGAAGAUGAAUUUUUAUAUUAUGAGAUAUUGUUUUUUGAAGAUGAAUUUUUAUAUUAUGAGAUAUUGUUUAAGUUAUAAAAUGACAAUACUUAGAAAAUUAAGGGUAACUAAAUGAAAAAAAAAAGAUGUUUUAAAAAAAGUUGUUAUCCAGAGACUGGACUAUGCUUCUAAUAACACCCAGAUUUGUCAUUUGUUUUCAAAAACAAUUGCAAAGGUGAAAUAAAGAGUGCCGUCUAUAUCAGAGGUUCCCAAAAUGUGAGCCAAGUGGUCACAAGAUGACAAUCCUUUUGGCAAUUUAACUCGUCUGUUAUGUGCUUAAGUAUUUAUUUAUCAUGAUCAAGUGUGCUAGCUGACAUCAGCAUUACUAAACCAAAACACUUAGAAACUUGAAAAAUGGGUCUACCAUCACGGAACACACCUAUCUUUUCAUUCUCCCUCUCUUUCCCUCUUACAUGUAGAAUUUCACCUCUUCUGUCCAGGCAGUCUUGGUAUGUGGACAGGCUUCUCUUUGAAAUUCAUUUUGAUGUCAACCUGGAAAGACCACAUCUGAUUUACCUACAUGUUGUUAAAAGCAUUACACUUUAAAUACUUUAUAUGGGUGUAAUAUUUCAAAAUUCCAAAAAAAUCGUUUUUAUUAUUUAUUGCUAUUGGUCAUUAGUAUUAACCAUUUUUAUUGUACUCUAUCUGAUGUUAAAUACUGCCAUAACUGGUUAUUUACUGUAGAAUCUUUUAUUGAAGAAAAUGACAAUUGUGUGUUUCUGUUUGAAUUCUGGACUAUGAAUUUUGAAUGUCUAGUUGUCCACUUUGACAACAACUUACACUUUUUGUUUUGGCAUUGGUAGUUGAAUUAACUCCUUUUUUUAAAUUUUA